AUGGCCAAGUGCUGCAAAGCAAAGCUUGACGCCUAUGCCGCUGCCGAGCAAUCGCCCUUCAGUAUUACAAAUAGAAACCGGUCAGCUGCCGGUGUGAGAGCUGGACCAAGAUCCGGCGGUAGUGGAGGUGGGGGAGGCGGAGGUGGAAAUGGUGGUAGUGGGGGUGGGGGAGGCAGGAAAGUGGGAACCGUGGACGAUAUACGGGGCCCAGAGUGCAAGAGCUGUGGUUGA
Molecule: messenger RNA, 231 nt
Organism: Letharia lupina
Lineage: Eukaryota; Fungi; Ascomycota; Lecanoromycetes; Lecanorales; Parmeliaceae
Exons: 2
Coding region: 1-231 (76 amino acids)
Source: RefSeq, a predicted model, not a curated record